Molecule: messenger RNA, 746 nt
Organism: Sphaerodactylus townsendi
Lineage: Eukaryota; Metazoa; Chordata; Lepidosauria; Squamata; Sphaerodactylidae
Gene: GKN2
Product: gastrokine 2
Exons: 6
Coding region: 30-578 (182 amino acids)
Biological process (GO): regulation of cell population proliferation
Source: RefSeq, a predicted model, not a curated record
AUUAGCUUCUCGCUCUUAUCUGAGGGAAAAUGACCAGGCUUCUAAUACUAAUCGCUGUUCUGGGAGUCUUCUGGAGUCAAGCUUUUGCAUCUUUUAGGAUCUUCAGGCUCCCCAGCAACAAUGGUGAUUACACCCAGCAAACAGUGACCAUUGACAAUGAGAAUCAAAUAGCCAAUAUCCAUGUCUAUGGUGGAUCAUGCUCUUCUGAUACGAUUUUUGACUACAAACAUGGAUACAUUGCAACAAGACUGUUUUCUCGACGAGCCUGCUUUGUUUACAAGAUGGAAAAAGGCUACAUUCCAGAACUGGAAGAAGUUGGACGUCUUGCUUAUGAGAAACAGAUGCUGAAGAACAUGCUCUCUCCAAAAAAUAUAUGGGUGAAAUAUGUGCCCAGUCAUUCUUUCUUUGGAUCAAUCAAGGAGUGGUUUGUCUAUGGCAGCUCCAUUGAGAAGCUGUGCAAGGGUGUACCUGUUUACAAAGUUGAAAGAGUUGAGAAAGUAGCAGGAGCUGGAGGAUGUGUCAAAGCAGGUCUCCUUGGCAUUCUGGGAAUUUCAAUCUGCGGAGACAUCAGACUGUAACUUAAGCUGACCAGGAUGCCAUUGGCCGGAUCCCUUCCCAACCAGUAAACACCCCACCUCAUUGUGAAUUUGGGAAUGAUGUCAAUUUGCAAGCUUCUUAGGCUCUCUCGUAUUUCAUCUUAAUGCUGUUAACCCAAUAGCUACUAAUAAAGAUCAACUUCCACUUCU